CUUGAUAUCCGGACUUGUUUUGCUAUUGGAUUUUGCUGUAUUAUUAUAGUGUUUCAAUGAGAAUAAACCAUGGAAUGAUCGUUUAUUAUUUAUGCUACGCGUAGUGAGAAUGUUUUGUCUCACAACAACAAUCUUACUUAUUUAUAAUAUAUAAAGUACAACUUUUAACGCAUUGGUGAUUAAUAAUUGAACAGUUUAUUAAUAAGUUAAUAUUAAGUUAAAAAGAAAUGGACUUUUAAACAAGUGUAAUAAAGCAAUUGUUACUGGCAGAAUUACAAACCCGGAUCAUCACUAGUGUAUUUCGUUGAUAUGGAAUCGAUCCGUCCCCUCCUGUUCAUUGCGGUGCUGGCCCACCUGGUCUUGUUGGGGGCUGCUAAACACCCACACAUCAUAUUCAUUGUGGCCGACGAUUUGGGAUGGAACGAUGUUGGCUGGCACAAUGAUCAGAUGUUCACGCCCAACCUGGACAAGAUGGCCAGUCGUGGCGUUAUCCUCAACUCCUCAUACGUACAGCCCGUCUGUACUCCGUCAAGAAACUGCUUCAUGACUGGAUACUAUCCCUUUCACACUGGACUUCAGCAUGACGUCAUUCACCCGUCCCAACCCGGGUACCUGCCGGCAAACUUCACCACGUUACCACAGAAACUGAAGCAGCUGGGAUACGCCACCCACAUCGUUGGAAAAUGGCACUUGGGUUUUUGCAACUGGAAGUACACACCAACGUACCGUGGGUUUGAUUCCUUCAUGGGCUAUUACAACGGUGCUGAAGAUUAUUUUACACACGUCAGAGAGAACGGCUAUGACUUCCGGUUCAACAAAUCCGUGCACCAUCCGCAGGAAGGAGAGUACUCGGCGAAUGUGAUAGCUGCGCGGGCGGUGGAGAUAUUGGACUCUGUGGAUCCAGUGAGGGACCAGCUCUACCUCUAUCUACCCUUCCAGUCCGUGCACGCCCCACUUGAAGUUCCUGAACGAUAUGAAAACAUUUAUGCCAAUAUUUCAACCAAGAACAGGCGUACCUACUGUGGCAUGGUUUCUGCACUGGACGAGGCGGUCGGGAAUAUCACUACCGCCCUGAGAGACCGGGGAUUCAUGGACAAUGCUCUUAUCGUCUUUACCACUGACAACGGCGGUCCGACGUAUGAGGCCGCCAACAACCUACCGCUUCGGGGUGCAAAGACGACGCUAUGGGAGGGCGGCACGCGAGGGGCGUCCUUCGUCUACAGCGAAAACCUCCUCCAGAAAACCGGAUACACGAACAGCGAAAUGAUUCAUGCUGUGGACUGGUUUCCGACUCUCCUUACGCUGGCAGGAGGGAAACCAGACGCCGGUAUGGACGGGGUGAACCAGUGGCCCACCGUCAGUUCCGGAGCUCCAUCCGCACGCUCGGAAUUCGUCUACAACAUCGACGACAUUUCAAAGAAUGCAGCCAUCAGGGUUGGCCAGUAUAAGCUGAUUGAAGGAUCUCCGGGUCAUUUUAACGGCUGGACACCACUACCGCCUCUGGCAGCUUCGGAUAUGGUCAAUGCUUCAUUUCCAAAGCAUCAAUUGUUCGACCUACAGGCGGACCCGACGGAGCACCAUAACAUAGCAAGUGACCACCCACAUGUUGUUUCAAAACUGCUGGACAGGCUCAGUUUUCACAAGGCGACAAUGGUUCCCGCCAACAACCCGCGCGCCGACCCCGCGUCUAACCCCCAAAACUUCGGCGGCAACUGGUCACCAGGAUGGUGCUAGUGUGGCCCAUCAAUUUGAUACUCAUUUUGCAUGGUGUUUUGUGCAGUCAUUUGAUCUAAAAGCUUUAUUUUAUGUAAAAAAGUAAAUAGAAAUUAAAACAUACCACAAUAGGUACGCCUGCCCUUGGUUUAACUAUUUGCAUAAAUGUCUACAUAUUGUUGCGGAACCUACAAAAACACUAAAAUUUAGUUAAUAAUAUUUUUGGACAUUUGUAGUUUUCAUAAUCAUCGGAAUGCGAAAAGUGAAAAGUUUAAAAGAACUUCGCUACUAUGAUUAACAAAAGGUAGACCUACAUUAAUCAAGGGUGGGGUUAUGGUGUAAGAAAAUAUGACGAAUAAAAAACUAAAAUAUUAAA
Molecule: messenger RNA, 2089 nt
Organism: Mya arenaria
Lineage: Eukaryota; Metazoa; Mollusca; Bivalvia; Myida; Myidae
Product: arylsulfatase B-like
Exons: 15
Coding region: 310-1734 (474 amino acids)
Source: RefSeq, a predicted model, not a curated record